Ectocarpus sp. CCAP 1310/34 is the source of this 3968-nucleotide messenger RNA. NCBI's taxonomy places the organism in Eukaryota, Phaeophyceae, Ectocarpales, Ectocarpaceae. The record is from the annotation of a GenBank genome assembly.
GUUCGUCACCUGUCACGCUUACACGCACACACCCGCCGUGUGUACAGCAUCACGGAGGGAGCGAAGGCCUAGAAGCAUCACCUUCCUUGGCUCUUGCCCUACCGCUGGACAGAAGCCGAUUGCGGGGUGUACAGGAUAAGCUACGGAAAGACACACCAGGAGUACGAGAGCGAGCACGUCGGUCGGCAAUUGCCACCACCACCGGCCAGGACGCAGAAGCGGCGGGGGUGGCGCCGGCUUGGGGGGAGGGGGGAGUUUCCGACGCAUCAAGAGAACGAGAGCGAGAGAGGAUACCGGGAGAACGAAGAAGCUCAUUAAACAUCUAUCGUGUCUCCGCAAAAAUUGAUUCCCGCGGACCGGGCUACGGGGGGAGGCGGGGUAUGGCUUCGAGCCUUGAUGACAAUGCUGCAGCCGAGGAGAAGUUCGCGUACACAGCGUCGGAGAUAUUUUCCAUCGUUUCGCCGUACGUGUUCCACACACACGCCCCGAGAGUUUUCUCGGAAAUUUCCGAGGCUCUGCGGAGGGCCCAGGAUGCCAGCGCGGAGGUGAUGGCCCGGCUGGAGGCUUCAGAAACUGCGCAGGAGGAACAGCGGCGCAUGCGGGCGGCGGAAGCGCGGGGUUACGUCUCGAGACUCAGGGAGCUGCAGGCGCUGAUGAAGGCCAGGGUGGAGAGAGAGAUCGAGGGCGCCAAAGCCAGAAAAUCUCUCAAGCGGAAGCUGGAAGAGGAGUGUGUGCGAUCUGCUCGGCUAGAGCAAGGACUGGCCGAUGCGGAGGACAAACAAAGACGCCUCCGAAGAAAAUUUGCGUCCGAGAAGAAGGCUCUUGAGCAGUGGUGGCGUUCCACUCUGGAUCAGGCGGUGGUUUCUGCCCGGGAGGCGGAGCGGUCAAAGGCAAGCGCAAAGGUUGAGGGUGCGAUGGUCAGGAAAUUGCGGUCCCUGUCCACAGAGGUGGCUACACUCAAAGGAAAGCUCAAGCUUCUGCAGGAGGAAAACGCCACGUACGCGGAAGCUCUCCGUGCUCGCACUCCUCGGCCAUCUUCUGGGCCCCUCAAAGUUGACGGCGAUCGGCUUCCUAGAUCCGAAUCUUUCGGACGACGGGCCAAGAGUGAGAUAUCUCGGCUAUCCGCUUCCGCGGCCGCUACUGCCGCCAUGGACGAGAGAAGUUCGGCCGACUCGGCAGAAAACUCGCCGAGGUCCAAGGUGUCGUCGACCCUCUCCGAAUUCAUCUCGGGCAUUUCCGAGCGCGGGCUAGACCUCGCCGUGCGAUUGCGGAAGUCCAUCUCGGAGCACGCCUCGGGGCUCGGCUUCUCCCCGCGGGUGUCGCGGCGCCGCCGUUUCUUUAGCGGGGAGGACGAGGACGACGAGGACGACGAGGACGAGGAGGGGGGGGAGGGGAGUAUUGACGCCGGUGGGAGUGCUGGCUUCGAUGUUGAUUUUUCGUGGCACCCGGGCUACUUCUCGGAGCAGAGCGGCACGCAGGAGCAGGCGCAGCAGACUUUCGCGAUCGCGAUGCCGGGAGAGGGUGCAGCAGCCUUUGCGGAGGGAACGGUAUCUCCAGCAGCAACACCGACAGCAGUAACAUCGGCCACCGGUCGGUACCGAUUGGACCAGCAAGCGACUACUUCUCCUCCUCCUCCUCCUCCUCCUCCUCCUCCUCCUCCUCUUCCUUCUCCUCUGACGGGGGUGUCAGCGGCGGCGGCGGUGGGCACCCACGCCCCGUCUGUCUCCAAAGAAGGCGCCCACGCUGGCAGCAAGCGUCGAGGGCUGGGCCCGUUUCGCAGCUCAUUUCGCGGCGCCGCCGUUACGGAAGCUCCGAUUCCCGUCACUCCGGGUGCUGGCAGCACUGCUCUCGAUCCCGCCCGCAACAAAGGCGGCGGUGGCGACCUCUUGGUCAAGUUUCCCGCCGGAACGACGGCGGCUCUGAGCAGUCGGCGGCGGCGGCACCAGCGUUCCCUCGGAGGCGGCGCGGCCGACGGCUCGAUUGACCCGUCCCUCCGCGCCCUGCUGGCGUCGGGAGAGUUUUUCCACUCCACGGGGGGGAGGAUCGAAGGUGCCGGCGGCGGCGGCAACGGCGGCAACGGCGGCAACGGCAAGCCCUUUCGAGCGUCAGACAAAGGCCUCGAGCGGGAGAGAGCAGCUACUACUAGUGGGGCGCGGCAGGCAGAAAGAACCACCCCCCCGGAGCACAACGGGCGGGGAGAACCGCGUCGCGUCGAGGGAGGCAACGAUAAGAAUCCUGCAGCGGUUGCGGGGCCGCUGCCGGUAGGGGAAGGGGGGGAUAUCCAGUCGGUUUACGGGGCCCCCUCGUUCUCCCACCGGGGUGGUAGCAGCGGGAGCGGGGUUGGGCGAGGUGACCUCAGCGGUGGAUUCCAGUUACAAGGUGUUGGUCAUGAAGGACGGGGGGUCGGGAACUUCGAGGGCGAAGGCGGUGGUUGCGGAGUCCGGCCUUCUUCCUGCGCUGAUCCCGCGGCGGCAGUUGUUGUCGCCGGGGGUUGCGUUCAUGGUGGUGCUGGGGAGGCGGUGACGGGUGUCGUCGUCGAAUGCGACGCGCAACAGUCCGCGGCAGGACCGGCCUCGGUGCCCCCGGAGGAAGACUCUCUCCUCUUCUCGACGACGGCGGCCGUCUCAGGCAACCCGGACAUGGGUCCGCGCAGACGGAAACGGCUGAACGACUUGUUCCCGGCCAAGGGCACGAGCGCCGGCGACAUUGCAGCACCAGCGGCGACAGUUGUACUGCGUACUGAUGAUGGUGCUCUUGCUGGUGCGGGCAAGGGGACGCAACGCCUGCCCCUGGACGACUUGCUGCGCGACAUGUGGGCAGUGUCAUUCAUUGAGGGGCCAGGGGAGGGCGACGACGCGGGCGGAAGCGUGGUUUCUUCUUCCGCUGCUGCCGGAAAAGUGCAAGGCGCAACGGCGGGCGGCGCGGGGGCGGCGGCGGAGGAGGAGGAGGAGGGGUCGUCCUCGUAGCGGCUGGAAGGCAGGCUGCGUACCGUAUCGAUGUAAAGAAUGGGCUGUUGCUGCCGCUGCUUCUGCUGCUGCUGCUCCCGCGUGUUGUGGCGCCCACCCCACGGGGAGAGCGGUGAUUUUUUUUGUGUUUCCUCGGCGCUGUGAUGGCCGUGAUCACACCGUAGAAGUAACAGACAGAUCAAAGUGCAGAUGUUUGGUGUGCUUCCGGGUUGACUCAUUCCUGUACACAUAUACGAGAGCUCAACUUUGGCUUUUUCCGUGUCGUCGUCUCGAUGCGGGCCCGACGACAUAGAUCGUACGGGAGGUGAUCUGGAGCGUUGCUGCGGGGAGUUUACUUUUGAGACGGGAAUGUUUGUGCACAGUCGAAGGUUUGGGUGCGCUCGAGGGCGCUCGAGGGGCGGGGCGGCGCAAGUGUGUUUUGAGCAGCCCGUUAGCUCGGUUGGCGUCUGCCGAUCUAGCUCCUUGCGUGGGUAAGCAUUCGCCCGUGGUGCUGUUGCCCUCCCCCGUUGCCACCCUAGAAAAAUGAUCCACUGGUGUUUUGUUACCCCCCUCGUGUUUGUUUUUUUGCUCCGAUGGGAUCAAAGGUGGUCUUGCAAACUUGCAUGGAAAUGGUCUGGUUUACGCGUUUCGUUUUUUUUCUUUCUCUUACAUUUCACAGUAACGAACGAUAUCAUUCACUUUUUGCUUUAUUUGGAAAUUGGGGGGCGGUGCUACGAGUCAAGUUAUUUGUGUUACUUUUCGGCACCCUUAUCUGAGAGCACAGGCCUCACCUGUUGUAAAUGGAUGUCGGCUAAGACGUGGGUGGGGGUGUUCUGGAGAUUCUGUGUUUUCGGGCGGAAUUGUUGUGUGGCAAUAGGGAUUCUGCAAACAAACGUUGGGUGGGUGUAAUAUUUAGUUUACCAUCAGGAUGGCAGCGAGGCGAGAAGGUGGGGUGGGACGGUGGGGCCAGAAGAACUUCGCCUGUUAAGGACAUUUUCCUAUUUCUUCGAUACAGCCGUGCGC